UAUUAUUUUCUUUUCCUUAUAAAGGUCCUAUUGCGUUUGCCGCUUCAGAGAGGAGUGCACUGAGGUGAGAGUUUCGCAUUUCCUAAAAUGGACGAUUCGCCGGAAGUCGAUGGCUACGACCAGAAGAGCUUUUCGUCAGGAGAAGAAGAAGAAGAAGACUCGUGCCGGAUUUGUCGAUCGCCGGAGAAACCAGGGAACCCGUUGAUGUUUCCGUGCUCGUGUCGAGGCUCAAUCAAGUACGUCCACCAAGAUUGUCUUCUCAUCUGGCUCGAUCGUCGCGGAUACAAGAAAUGCGAGGUAUGUGGGCGUAGCUACUCUUUUGUUCCAGUUUACUCCGAGAAUGCUCCCGAGAGGCUUCCAUGUAACGAGUUUCUGAUUGGUGUCUCAUCGAGAGCAUCACGUUACAUUAAGUUGAUUGGUCCUUGGAUUGCCGUGAUUCUCUUGAACACCUACUUCGUUUCUUUCCAUCCUUGGGCUCAACAAUUCGCUGCUGACUCCCGGAGUAGAGAUUCUUGGAUGUCUCGGAAGCUCCCUUACUUGCUCCCUGGCCUGUUAUACAACAGUCUUGUCUCGUCUUUCAUGAAUAUGGCCACUUCGGUGAUGAUAGAUACAGGAGAUGUCGAUGUCAGGAGAUUCGGCCGAGUCGUCCAGGUUUUGUGGAAGUAUCUGACGAUCCUUUCUGUUUGGCAUCAUCAUAAGAUGGUAGGCGUCUUGGGCCAACCUCAGAGACCAAUCGUGCUUCCUCAAAACGCGCAGAUUCAUGAGUUUGGGGUUAUCCGUCAGCUGCUCUUCUUUCUGGAUGAUGAUGCCUUUGCUCUUCUUGCCAUCAGCGUAUACGUGUCUACCCUCUUUGUUCUCCUUCCCGUUUGGAUUGGAUGGGUUGUAUUAGCAACUUCUGGAGGCAGCUUUCUGUCUGUAAACUCGCCUGUUAUUCUCGGAUACAUGACGCUGCUGUCAGCUUGCUUUGCUUACUUCACUCUCCCUCUAAUCCCAUUUCCAGCCAUAGUCCGGUGGGUUUCUCUGGGAGUUCACUUCACAGCACUGAAACUGCCAUCUCUUUUGUGGGCUUUCUCUGUAAAAACCUGCAAAACCCUUCAAAGUCAAACCUCAUUUCAAGCCAUAGUCCAGUGGGUUUCUUUGGGAUUUCACUUCGUUGCAGUGAUCUUGCCACCUCCCUUGUGGAUUCUCAUUAAGGAUUCUUUCGUCUUGUGUAUCAAAAUUGGUGUUUUGCCUUGGAUAAUUGGCUGUUGGCUCGAAAUCUGCACCUCCCCUCUGUUUGGAACCGGAUUUUUCCAGAUAUUUGAGACUCUUUCAGACUUGCCCUCCAUGACGACCCUACGUUGGCUUUCUGGUAUCCUUUGCUUGUUGGUUGCUGAGUCUUUCAUGAAACGUAUCCAAGAGAUCAUUCAUAAAAGAGCCUUUUGGUAUCUCCUAGAUGUCACAGAUCCAGACUACAAGAUCACCAAAAUGAACUUUGGUCACACUUUCUUUGCGCUUGCUUCUCAUGGGGUAUUGUUGGUGAUUAUGUUUCACUUACCAAUUAGGGCAAUUACACUUAUCAGCCCAUCAUUUUUCCCUCUUCAGUUAUGGGUCAUGGACGAAAAGGUUUCUUUUGGUGCACGCUUUGUUUAUGUCAGACUACUAAUGGCAUCCCCCAAAUGGUUACUAGGACUUACCAAACCAGCUGUGGAACUCAUAGUUCAGAACUGGAUUGUCACUGUUAGUUCUUGGCUUGAGCUGAGUGAUUUCUUGCUGGUUGGGCCCAGAGGACCAAUGAUGCAACCAAGAAGUACGCUUUUAUUUUAUUCCCUAGCUGAAGGCUCUAUGGUCACUUUGCACGGAUCUCAGAAUGCUGAAGAAGAUGUUAAAGACCAAAGAGAUAACAGGUUUCUGCUGAGGGUUGCAUUGAUGUUGGUGCUAGCUGCUUUGAGUAUGUUCAUCGUUAGUACAGCCUUCAUGGGUUUACCUAUUUUUCUGGGGAGAGGUUUCCUUGAGUCUAUGUCUUUCAUUCUAAGAUAUUAUGGACUCAAACGUGACGAUCUUUGUGCUUUUUGGAUUGGAUAUAAUACCUGGACAGGGAUCUAUACCUGCACUUGCUUUGUAUAUGAUGAAAUUCACAAGGGAAGAAUCGAUGUGCUUCUCAGAGAUGUCUCUGAAUGGAUACGAAAUGUAUUGCUUUUCUCCAUCUGGGUCACUGUCAUACCGGGACUGCUCGGUGUACUUAUCGACCUUAUGGUCAUUAUCCCAACACGAGUACCGUUAGACGAGUCACCGGUCUAUUUCUUGAUCCAAGAUUGGCUGAUAGGAGUAGUGGUGCUUCACAUAUGGGCCUUGCUGACAAUGCUCACGCCUAUCAACUGGUUUGCAACUGAGGCAUGGAGAAGAAAGUUUGAAAGAAUCAGAACUGUUGGAAUUGAUAGACUUCCUUCAAUGUGGCUGCUUCGAGAAGUGAUCGGUUCACUUAUAAUCACACUUAUAACCACACUCUCCAUCCCUUACCUGCUCGUGAAGUCAGUGUUUCCAUUGCUUGGGUUUCAAGAAAGCGUCAACUCAGCAGUUGAGCGGCUUAUAUGGCCGGCGUUAUUAGCCUUGAUAGCGGUUUGGUUCAUGGUCAAGCUAACACGUGAAGUCGUUAUCAACGUUCACCAAUUGGUCUUCAAUGAACGGUACAUGGUGGGUGAAAGACUGGACAAUUUGGCUGAAGAAGAAGAUACAGAGCUGCGUAUAUAAUCCAUGGACUGGAGUGUGAAAAACAAUGAGUCUUUUGUUGAUAAUCAGAAACAUGUUAUUGUCUUUAGUAAUGGUUAACUUUGACAGUAACUAGACCAAACCAAAUUUACAUAUAAUAUGAACCAGCCGGUUCAAAACUUUGGUUUUA
Molecule: messenger RNA, 2878 nt
Organism: Raphanus sativus (radish)
Lineage: Eukaryota; Viridiplantae; Streptophyta; Magnoliopsida; Brassicales; Brassicaceae
Product: probable E3 ubiquitin ligase SUD1
Exons: 9
Coding region: 88-2730 (880 amino acids)
Cellular component (GO): endoplasmic reticulum membrane
Molecular function (GO): zinc ion binding
Source: RefSeq, a predicted model, not a curated record